CCCCUGGAGGAGAAGCCGAGGAAAAACCGCACAAUCCAGCUCUGUCAGUGGAGCUGCAGCCUGCACGGGGGAAGUGCCGGCAACACACAAAAAACAACAACUCAUUAAUGGUUUUUAGCACAUUUUGCCAGGAGUUUGGUGCCGGCAGUCGCCAUCAGCUCAGAGAUCCUGAGGAAAUCACCAAGAUAAAUGCAGGCGACACUUUGUGACUUAAGAUUGGUGUAAAUAUAUUCUUCCCCGCCGCCACAAGGAUGGAUGGAUUUUAUGAUCAGCAAGUGCCUUACCUGGUUCCCAAUAAUCAAAGUGGGACAAUCUGCAAUGAGAGAACCACGAAUAGCAGGAAAAGAAAGUUUUUAAAUAGAGACCUGGCUCAUGACUCAGAAGAGCUUUUUCAAGAUCUGAGUCAGUUGCAGGAGACGUGGCUUGCAGAAGCUCAGGUGCCGGACAACGAUGAGCAGUUUGUUCCUGACUACCAGGCUGAUAACGUGGCUUUUCACGGUGUCCCUUUAAAAAUUAAAAAAGAACCCCACAGCCCUUGCUCUGACUUGAACACCGCAUGCAGUCAGGAACAGCCUUUUAAGUUCAGCUAUGGAGAAAAGUGCCUGUACAAUGUCAGUGCCUAUGAUCAGAAACCACAAGUUGGAAUGAGGCCCUCUAACCCCCCAACCCCUUCAAGCACUCCAGUGUCCCCACUACAUCAUGCAUCACCGAACACAGCACAGAACCCUAAAGCAGAACGUCUCUUUCCUACACAUCUUCCGCCAUCCCAGCCGAUCCCAGACAGCACCUACACAAUGGACCACAGGUUCCGUCGGCAACUCUCAGAACCUUGCAAUUCGUUUCCUCCGCUUCCUACAUUGCCAAGGGAAGGCCGACCUGUCUACCAACGGCAAAUGUCCGAGCCAAGCAUCCAGUUCCCUCCUCAAGGAUUUAAACAAGAAUAUCACGACCCGGUGUAUGAACACAGCACUAUGGUGGGCAAUGCCCCCAACCAGAACUUCCCUCCACCUCUUAUGAUUAAGCAGGAACCUAGAGAUUUUGCUUAUGACUCAGAAGUGCCUAGCUGCCAUUCCAUUUUCAUGAGGCAAGAAGCUUUCCUGGCACAUCCCAAUGGGACAGAAGGCUGUAUGUUCGAGAAGGGUCCUCGACAGUUUUAUGAUGACACAUGCGUGGUCCCGGAGAAAUUUGAUGCUGAUAUUAAACAAGAGCCUGGACUGUACCGGGAAGGACCUACCUACCAGAGAAGAGGGUCACUCCAGUUAUGGCAGUUCCUUGUUGCAUUACUUGACGAUCCGGCCAAUUCCCAUUUUAUUGCCUGGACAGGUCGGGGGAUGGAGUUCAAGCUCAUCGAGCCCGAGGAGGUGGCACGGCGAUGGGGUAUACAGAAGAACCGACCCGCCAUGAACUACGACAAGCUCAGUCGUUCACUGCGCUAUUAUUACGAGAAGGGAAUUAUGCAAAAGGUCGCCGGAGAGAGAUACGUGUACAAAUUCGUCUGCGACCCCGAAGCGCUCUUCUCUAUGGCCUUCCCAGACAAUCAACGGCCGCUGUUGAAAACGGACAUGGAGCGACACAUUAACGAAGAAGACACAGUACCGCUGUCGCAUUUUGACGAAAACAUCCCUUACAUGGCAGACGGAGGCUACUGCAACAGUCACCCAUACAAUGAAGGAUACGUUUACUAACGAAAAACAAAAACAAAAAAGACAUUUCUAAGACGACUAUCAUUUCACUUUUCUUCGAAAGACCCAAGAAAAGCAAAAUAUACAAUUUUUUUUUAUAAAUAUAUAAAUAUAUAUAUUUAGUAGAUCAUAAAUGGGCUUUUCCUGUUGCAUAUCUCCGAAUGGUCUGCCAUGGACAAAGCACUUUACUUGAGGGACAGGAGGAAUAAAACGGAUACUAUGUAUGUAACAGGACGAUAACAGAUGGAUAUAUAAUAUUCAAUAAUGCUCGGGAAGGGAACUUAAAGCUCACGGUACUUCAUGAAUAAGUCAUAACUGUAUUUCCUUUCUUCAGUUUUAAGAUUUCACGAUAUAUUGUACAUUAUUUCUGGAUACACAGGGUACAGUUAAUUUGACUUCUGUAAAUGGCUAUAUAAAAAUUACGUUUUCUUUCUUUUAGAAAUUUUUUGUUUUUGACCUAAGUCGAUGCAAGCAUUAGCUGAUUUGUGGGUCAACUAACUCCGGUAUAUACAAUGAGUAUAGGUUAAAGGGGUUCUCCACCAUAAGGUGAUCUUAAUACUUACCUGCCAGACAGUAAUGGUCAUGUUUAGGGCGGAUCCCUGUUUGUCUUGAGGCUCAAUGGCUGUGCUGUGAGUCCACCGUAACGCUGCUGCUUUCAUUUUGUAAAAUUGCCAAUUUCCUGUUGGAGUUCCCUCCCACCAACUACAAGUCCCAGGAUCCCUUGUUUGUAAGUGUGAGGUCACAGGAGAAUAAAAAAAUAAAUAAAAAAAAUCCUGAAAUACCUUUUUAACUUUCCCUGGACAACCUGGAUAUGUGUGGGAUAUUCAGAAAGGUAUGAAUAUAUCGGGUGAGAAUUGAUGCUCCCCUUCAUAGAAUAGACUCUUCUCUUCGUAGGAGGGUACUUCGUGGCUGAGCAUCAAGAACAUGCUCGAUAGAUGUUCAAACUCCAUUUUCCCAUACCCAAGCCCAUGAUUGGAUGGAUGGCAGAAUAAGUGUUUAUUAAAAAGUUGGACUCCAUUUUGAACUCCCGUUUCUGGGGCAAAGUUUUCCAAAAUGAAGUGUUCUCUCCAACGCUAUUGGGCUUGGAGCAGAAUUCAGUGCUACUGUGCUUUGGUUGGUGCGGAUCUUUUAAAGAAACCACCAAAAUCAAAGCUAGUGGUUAGUUUACAAGACCAAGGUAUGGCACUCAUAACCAUUUGGCACAGUAUUGACUUGGCAGCUCUUGAGGUCAUUGUACUGUGUCCUAGACUUUUGGCUGAAUAUUUAUAGUUUUGUUUGACAAAAGGGGUAAUGUUUCUCCUUAAAGGGGCACUUCACUGGCCAGUGUUCGGAACAUUUAGUUCCGAACACUGUGUGCGCGCUGCCGGAAUUAACCACUCCCCCUCGUGAUGUCAGCCCAUGCUCCUCAAUGCAAGUCUAUGGGAGGGGGCGUGGCGACCGCCACGCCCCCUCCCAUAGACUUGCAUUGAGGGGCGUGGCCAGUGUGCCAUAAAGAAAUGUGGCGACUGUGGAGUGUGAAUGUCCUAUAAGUCUCCACAUGUCUUUAUGACACUCUCCUCAAGGAGAAACAUUACACCUUUUGUCCCACUACAACGUGCCUCUCGAGUUUCCUUCUGGAGAGAUCUCUGGCUUGGCAUACAUUCCCAGUCAAGUUCCAAGACUCCUAGUUGGAGUAAAACACAGUCUUUAAGGGAAAGCCACUUGGAAACAUUGGAGUGAGAGUUCCUUUGCAUGUACUUUCUGUCUAUAGUUUUGGUUGUAAUGCCUGAAGACCAUGGAUCACAAGUUGUCAAUAUUGAUAGAUCUUAUCAUCUGGCACAGUGAGUCUUAGUCAUGUAAGCAGGUCUUACUCUCUGAUAAGAAGUAUAACUUAAAGGGGUACUCCGCCGCUAGACAUCUUAUCCCCUAUCCAAAGGAUAGGGGAUAAGAUGUAUGAUCGCAAUCUCCCUGCUGCACCCGGCAUUCAUUUAGAGCAUCAGGGGUACCACCGGAGGCUCGUGACUUCACAGCCAUGCCCCCUCAAUGCAAGUCUAUGGGAGGGGGCAUGACGGCCGUCACACCCCCUCCCAUAGAUUUACAUUGAGGGGGCGUGGCCAUGACGUCAAGAGUGCCCGUUACGUGGCGUCACGAGCCUCUGCCCUGCAUCGCCAGUCAUUCAGCAUGGAAUGCUCCAUGCACCAGAUGUCUGGGGUGCCGCAGCCGAAAUCGCAGCAGUCCCCAGUGGUGGGACCUCCGCGAUCAGACAUCUUAUCCCCUAUGCUUUGGAUAGGGGUAGAGAUUACCUUUAAGGCUCAUGGGCUCCAAUGCAGACAGGGUCUCUUAGAUACCAUGUGCUGUUUAUAAUACUGGUGUUGUCCUAAGUGCAAGAGAGGCCUUCAGACAGCAGGGGUGUAACUGCUAACUUUACACCACCUUUAGUCCCGCCCAUGCUUAAAGCUCAUCUGUCACCUAAACUGACCCCUGUAAUGUAGCCCCAUAAGCACAUACUCCUUACUAUGCUAUGUCCUAACAACCCUUUAUGUUAUAUUUUGGUGACUGAAAAGAAGCAGAAGAGGACUUUGUAAUUCCGUCAUCAGUGUCCUGGAGGCGGUCCAGCGGGUCUAGAGCUGUACCGAUCAGAUACACCUCCCCCCUAGAUGUCACUGGCUUUUGAUUGGCACACAGGGCUACAGCCUCGGCUGUAGCCCCGUGUAUGAAGUCUGCGCAUGCGUCAGUACUGUGGUUCUUGACUCACGCUCAGUGAAUCUUUGACCCCUGUUGGUGGGGUUUGGAGGAUGUUACUAGAAUGAGCUCUCUAUUUCUAGUGACUGUGAAUGGCGGGCCGGCUGACGGGUCAAAUAGGAAACCACAGUAUUUGCACACACACAGGGCUGCUGCCAGCCACCUAGCCUUGUGUGUCAAUCAAAAGCUGUGAUGUCUGGGAAAGAGGCUCCUGACACGUUGGCCCCCCCUCCAGGACACUGAUAUUGAAUUCCUUUUAUUUAUUUUUUUGCUUAUUUUUAGCCAUCACAAUAAAAACAAAAUGGUAUAUUAGGACAUAUCACAGUAUGGAGUAUGUGCUUAAAGGGGUACUCAGCCCCUAGGCAUCUUCUACCUUCAUACAUAUUGGAUAAUUGGCCAAUUAUUAUUUUUGGUGUAUGGCCAUCUUAAAGGGGUACUCAGUUGGAAAACAUCUUAUCCCCUAUCCAAAGGAUAGGGGAUAAGAUGUCUGAUCACAGGGGACCCCCGCGUUCUCCAGUGCACGGAGCGAAGUUCGCGACGUCACGGCCAUGCCCCCACAAUGCAGGUCUAUGGGAGGGGGCGUGAUGUCACGAGCGGGCACGGCCAUGACGUCACGAGCCUCUGACGCUCUAAACGAACAUCGGGUGCAACACGGAGAUGGUGGGGGUCCCCUUUAGAUAGGGGAUAAGAUGUCUAUGGGCAGAGUACCCCUUUUAAAGGGGUAUUUCGGGCAAAAAUAUUUUAUGCCCUAUCCAAAGGAUAGGGAAUAAAAUGUCUGAUCUCCCUGCAGAACCCGGAUUCUAUGCGGGGCUGUGUCUCCGGUUUCGGAAACCUCCGGAUUUCCGGGACUGGGGAUGUGACGUCAAGCUAACUCCCCCUCCAUUCAUGUUUAUGGGAGGGGGCGUGACGGACGUCACGCCCCCUCCCAUAGACAUGAAUGGAGGGGGCGUCGUGUGACGUCACGUCCCCAGUCCCGGAAACCCGGAGGUUUCCGAAACUGGAGAAGCAGCUCGUGGGUCCCAGCGAUCAGACAUCUUAUCCCCCUAUCCUUUGGAUAGGGGAUAAAAUGCUUUUUGCCCGGAAUACCCCUUUAAGGGGCUACGUUACACGGCUCAGUUUAGAUGACAGAUGCCCUUUAAGUUACAUUGUACAGAAUUAGUAAAAUCAAAGUCUGGCUCCACCCAACAACUUUACCCGGAGCUCCUCUUAUCCUACUUUUUGAUGGACCACUUGUGAUGGACGUUGGAACGGCCUUCUACUUGUCUACUGGAAGUCAAUGGCUCUGGAUUAAAAUGGUGCAAGUUUUACAAAUUUUAUGAGGUUUUGUUAAUACAAAUCAAUUUAUAAAAUAUAGUGGAUAUUAUAAUGGCUAAAAGAAAAUUAUAUAUAUAUAUAAAUGACCUACGAAUAAGCUAUUUAAUAGGAAUUAACUGUACUCUAUGUAACGCAUUGUUAUGCUGUUUGGCUGCAGAAAAAAAAAGCACUCUUUGGACAAAAACAAAAAAAAAAAAGACAAAAACAAACAAAAAAAAAAUUAUCAAAAUUAACCAAUACACUAAAUAGGUACUUUAGUAAUUUUUAGACAUGGUACCCAUUAAUAUGCAUUUAUGCCUUUUACUGCUGUGUUCUGUUCAUAACAUGUAUAAAUACUAGAAAAAAAAAACAACCUUGCUUCUGCUGCUGUAUAUUUUCUGUACUAUUCUCUUUAACGCUAAAUUUACUCUCCCGUCAUCCUCCGCAUCGCUGUAGCUACAGGUUGCAUUUCAGGACACAAAUAGAUGAUUUUUGAGUCAUUUAUUGCUUAGAGUCAGCUUUUGCGCACUAACAAAUGACUGGUAAGCGUCCGCUCGCUGUGGGAGGCUCAGCCGGAACUUUUUGUAACGUGGGAUCUGGGACUUUUGCUUCUUAAUGGACUUUCGGGACUCGAGUUGGAAACCGAUGGAUCGACCGGGUCUACCGCCGCUUACCUAGGGGGGGGGGGGGCUCUAUGUAAAUGAACAGAGAAAUCAGAUUGGGAGAAAUUUCUAAGGUUACAUUUCUGACAUUUUUGUUUUAUUUUUAAGAAGACCUGUACAGAAAGAAUAUGUAUUGAAAAUUUAUUGGAAACUUAUUGGUUUUUGUGUGCGUGUGUUUUCUUGUUUUUUUAUUUUCUUUAUUUUAAUUUUAUUUUUUCUGGAUAAACAAAAAAAAUCACAAUUUAUGGAUUUUCUAACACUUUUCCUUAAUUUUAUUUAAUUUAAAAAAAAAAAAAAUUUUUGACAAAAAUAUCUCCAUUGUCUUAGCGGAAUGCAAAACUACAGACCGCGCAAAGGCUAAUUCUGAUGUAUUUGCGCUCAUAGAAAUUUUUAACCUGCACGUCGACCAAUCCUAUGCAGGAUGUGUGCGAGAUUUACUAAACACGUUGUUAUUCGAUUAAAAAAUAAUGUAUACAACA
This is a messenger RNA of Hyla sarda, 6837 nucleotides long. It is a transcript of the gene ETV1, whose product is annotated as ETS variant transcription factor 1. The record is from RefSeq and is a predicted model, not a curated record. Gene Ontology annotation, biological process: cell differentiation; regulation of transcription by RNA polymerase II. The transcript has 13 exons. NCBI's taxonomy places the organism in Eukaryota, Metazoa, Chordata, Amphibia, Anura, Hylidae. The coding region runs from base 252 to 1685 and encodes 477 amino acids. Gene Ontology annotation, cellular component: nucleus. Gene Ontology annotation, molecular function: sequence-specific DNA binding; DNA-binding transcription factor activity, RNA polymerase II-specific.